AUGAUGAACGGAGAACCUAUGUAUAAGGAGUUGAAGAUGGAAAGAGACUCUACAAGGACAGAAGCGAUGGUGAAAAGAAGAACCGCCGAGAAGAAGAUAGUUGACGCUGAUCUAUGGAAUGGAAUGUGGUUGUCGGCCAAACAAAUUACGCCUAUUUUCCAUCUCACCUGGGUCCUAAUGAGUCCAGUGAACAGCUUGUGGUUCAAGUGGAAAAGCCUUCGAUUGCCGUGGCGAAGAUCCUUCCUUGUCGGCACCGACUUGUCCGGAAACACAUACUGGGAAUUCAAAGACUCACUGAAUGCCGGGCGAUACCGGCGGAUCGUCAAGUACAACUCCAAAACCCACUAUGCGGACGUGCAAGUGACUCCCCAGUGGCACCAAUGGCUUCGAUACGUCCGCGCCGACCCUCCCUCGCUUGAAGAACAGCAGCAGGAUGUCCUCCGCCAGAUCCAAAUCAAGCAACUCGCCCAAUUAGCCGAUAUGCGCUGGGCAAGCAAGCCCUCCUACCUCGACAAGCCGCAGACACAGCAGCCAGGGCCCGCGACCAGAACGAGCGAUGCGACAUUGAAUCCACCGAUGGGAGCGGUCGGCGAGGGUCCCAAGACGCAUAACGCAGUUUCUGGCGCUGAGGCUACAAAAGCAGCGGGAACGACGACGCCAACACCAACACCAACACCCGAUGUGACACCGACAGCGAAAGAGGAUCCGUGGGCUAAAGCUCGAACGAGCGAUAGUGAGAACUGGCAGCCCGAGUCCUGGACACCGUCUUCUUCGCGGAGGUGA
Molecule: messenger RNA, 783 nt
Organism: Aspergillus fischeri NRRL 181
Lineage: Eukaryota; Fungi; Ascomycota; Eurotiomycetes; Eurotiales; Aspergillaceae
Exons: 4
Coding region: 1-783 (260 amino acids)
Biological process (GO): mitochondrial respiratory chain complex I assembly
Cellular component (GO): membrane
Source: RefSeq, a predicted model, not a curated record